CCAAUGAAGUUUGCCAUCAGUCCACUGACGCCCAAAUCAAUACAAACACCUAGUUAGCAGGAGAUCCAAGAUGUUCAAGAUCAUCGCUUUGGUUGCCUGUUUGGCCGUCGUUGCCUCUGCUCAGUACUACGAAGGAGAUCAAGGUCAUCAUUACGAGGAUCAUCAUUCACAUCCAAAGUACAAGUACGAAUACGGAGUCAAGGAUGGACACACCCAUGACCACAAGAGCCAAUGGGAACAUCGUGAUGGAGACCACGUGAAGGGACAAUACACUCUGGAUGAGGCUGACGGCACCCAUCGCGUAGUUGACUACAGCUCGGACCACAAGGGAGGAUUCCAGCCACAUGUGCAACGCGUUGGACAUGCUCACCAUCCACAUGGAGAGAGCUAUGCCAACAUUGAACAGCACUACUAGUCAAAAUGUUAAAAAUUCUUUAGCGCCCACCAAUAAACCUUAGUUCCUCUA
Molecule: messenger RNA, 466 nt
Organism: Aedes aegypti (yellow fever mosquito)
Lineage: Eukaryota; Metazoa; Arthropoda; Insecta; Diptera; Culicidae
Product: cuticle protein 19
Exons: 2
Coding region: 71-415 (114 amino acids)
Cellular component (GO): extracellular matrix
Source: RefSeq, a predicted model, not a curated record